This is a messenger RNA of Histoplasma mississippiense, 225 nucleotides long. RefSeq lists its product with no specific name. Bases 1 to 225 code for a protein of 74 amino acids. The transcript has 3 exons. Lineage: Eukaryota; Fungi; Ascomycota; Eurotiomycetes; Onygenales; Ajellomycetaceae. The record is from RefSeq and is a predicted model, not a curated record.
AUGCCCACAAGUACAAUCACCUCCCUAUGCUUGCUCGACUCCGGCGGAAGCGAGAACAGUCUUGAAGACCUCGCUUUGUCGUCAAGUGGAAAACCAACACAGGUAAAAUUCAACAUCUACAUAGGGGUAAAAGGAUACCGGCAUAUUUUGAUUUUCGUCAGCCGGUUCCGUUUCUUUCUCCUCAAUGUUAUUCCGCUGAAGACUGAAGCAAAAGAUGAAGCAUAA